Messenger RNA from Cuscuta epithymum, 1075 nucleotides. The record is from the annotation of a GenBank genome assembly. NCBI's taxonomy places the organism in Eukaryota, Viridiplantae, Streptophyta, Magnoliopsida, Solanales, Convolvulaceae.
GGGUACGUAUUCUCGCUGCACGAGUAGCCAAGGUGCGAAAAAGUUCUUCACAGCACCUAGGACCUCCAAAUAAUGUUGUUACUAUAUAUACAUAUGCAGAUACACAUUAAGGCUUCAUACUCUCACUGCCAGAGUAGUGGAGGUGUGGAGCGUCGGGUGGAUUGUUCAGGACAGUGCGGUUUGUGUGCUGAUCCAGGAGAGCCUUUGGCUCAUAUUUUUCAGCCCUGUAGCAAGCGAGGCAUGGACGGCGUUGUCCUGGAAAUGGAUUGGUCACGGUGCAACUUAUUUCUUGGAGCAGGUACUGAAGGAGUUCAGUUCGAGAAGAAAGGAAGAUUUAGUGAAACUCAUUUGGGGAUGCUGGGCCCUCCGGUGCGAGAGAAACCGUCGAGUAUGGCAGAAUUCUUCAUCUUUGGCGCGCCAAUUUAUGCUCAAGACAGAGGCGUUUGUGAAGGGUUGGAUUCAAUAGCAGGCUCCUAGCAGAGGAGGAAGAGCAGCGGGGCAUGCAGCAGCCUGUUCAAUCAUGGUACUGUCCAACAGCGGGGAGGAUGAAGGUGAAUGUUGAUGCCGCUAUCCGCGAGGGCUUCUGCGAUCUGGGUCGGUGUAUUAUUGGGGAUGAUGAAGGUAGAUUUGUGGCUGGUGUUGCUCGCCUGAGGCAGGGGCUCUAUCUGUUUUGAAAGCCAGAGUUGAUCGGGAUUAUGGAAGCUUUGAGUUGGCUACUGGAUUUGGAGUGGAAGGAUAUUGAAGUUGAGUCUAAUGCUUCCCGCGCUAUAUUGGAAAUUUUGAAGGGCUCGAGUAAUUCUUCCUUCGGAUUGGUGGCAGAUGAUAUUAGAGAUCUGGCUAAGAAUUUUUCCAGCAUCUCUUUUCCUCACGUCAGAAUGUCAGCCGCUCAUGUCAUAGCAAAGAUGGCACUUUCGUUGUUUGAUUCUCCAUUGUUUAAUCGACAAUGAUUUGAUUAAUAUUAGUUAAUCUUUUUUCUCUAAAAAAAGGAUUUAAGCAUUAUUCACGCUCGAUGCUUGUCUUUGAUUAUUCAAAGGACACGGUUGCCUCUUUCUCUAUUGUUCACCUUUUCUUUUAA